CGCAGAGUUUUUAGUUUUUAUUUACAGCCUGAGAAGCAAACAUCAGCUGAGACACUGCGCACUGGGACAGGGAAGGUGAUGCAAAACCUCCUCCUUAAUAAAAUCAGAUCUGAAAUGUCAGCGACACUGUGGAGCAGCAACAAGUGAAGUUAGCCAGCUGCGGCUUCGCGCACGCGCGAUUCAUUUGCAGUCUCGCCGCGGAGGAGUGAACAUCUCCUGCUGUAGCUGCAGCCGGGAGGGACUGCUGGACGAGGACCGGGCGGCCCGUGAGCGCCUCGGAAAGGGGGAGGGGCCCUCUGCGCUGGUUGGAUCUUCUUUAGGCCAACCUCCUGUUGGAGAGGAGGAGGGUUCAGACACUGCUUUGGUCUCGGUGUUUUCAGCCAGAGUCAGUGAAUUCUCAAACACUGCUUUGGUCUCGGUGUUUUCAGCCAGAGUCAGUGAAUUCUCAAACACUGCUUUGGUCUCGGUGUUUUCAGCCAGAGUCAGUGAAUUCUCAAACACUGCUUUGAACUCGGUGUUUUCAGCCACUAUUUAAGGUUGGACAAUCUGCCAUGGAGCUGUUGAAGUCGAGCCUCGGACGGUUGAAGUUUGUUCUCCUUUGUAUGUCGGCUGCUCACAGACCUGAAGCUCAGACCUUGAAGAGACAUAUAACAAGAUAUCUGGUUUAUUACCGCGGCUUUACCACCAACUUUCACGGAGCCCCCCCUCGUUUCAGUUUACCCGACAUAAGUUAUCCUCCCUGAUGUCUUGGACAACCAUGAAGCUUCUUCCUCUCGUGUGUCUCUGUCUCCUGACUCGGUCUGGAACAACGUUUGCUGAUGAACACGGGUCGGGUGUCGUCAGAGUGGUUGUGAAAGAAGGGAGUGACGCCAUUUUACCCUGUUCCCUCAGCACCAAGGAGAACGCUGAGGAGAAACUCUUUGACUGGAAGAAAGAUGGUGGGAAGGAGGUUUUCUUUUAUGUUGGAGGCUUUCAUUAUAAUAACGGCCGUCCAGGUCAAGAUCAGCAGUUCAAAGGUCGCAUCUCACAUUUUCAAGAUGAGCUGAAGUACGGAAACGCCUCCAUCAUCAUCAGAAAAACAAAGGUGACCGACAGUGGAGACUACACCUGUGAUUUUCCACUUCUUCAGCCAAGACAAAUAUUAAAAAUUCAGCUUGUUGUUGAGCUCACCUUCAGAGACCGAUCAGGAGAAAUCACAGGAGCAUCUCCAGAGCCGUCUGUCAAGAUACUUGAACAAACGAAUGAUGGGAUGCUGCUGCUGUGUGAAGUUCUUGGUGCUUUUCCUAAACCUACAGUAGAGUGGCAGGACAGUGCUAAAAAAAUGGUUCCUGCUGAGGAGCCACAGGUCUCAGAAAGAGGAGGCAGCUUCUACAUCACCCUCCUAACUACUGUGAUGAAGACCGACCGCUAUCGCUGUGUAGCCACACAGGAGGAGAUCAGCCAUCAGAUUUAUGCUGAGACCUUUGUGCCAUUCAAUGAGAAACUGUUUGAGGACACGUGCAGCAGAGGGGACGUCACAGGAUGGUUUGGUGGAAUCGUUUUAGGAGCUGUAAUUCUUGCUGCAGUUCAAGCUUUGCUAGUAGCUACAAAGCGCAUCACAGUACGCUGUAAUAAAGGAGCAACUGAAGAGAGAGAGGAAACCUGGGAGAGAGACAAGAUGACAUUGAGCAGAGCAUCUGAACCUGUGUAAUCCAACCUUAGCGCUCCACCAGACUGUAUAACAAAGUGGACACCAUGACUUCACCUGCUGGUUUGUGGACUGCCUUUUUGAAGACUUGAAUGUGGCAUAUUGGCCGUAAUCAUUUGGGGUUUUUUUUAAACAGAAGGGACCAAAUUUACACUAAUCAGGAAAGUGUUUACUCAGGUGAUAAAUCAAGUGAGAAGUCGGGUCAUUUUUAUUUUGACUUCUCUGCAGUCAGACUUGUUUUAGAGGUUCCCUCUUGCCUCUCUCACACUGUUGAGUGAAAACUGAAUUAUCCACUGGACUGUGUUAAAGACAUGAUGGCACCUAAAUGAAAUAGAAGAAGUUACACACAUAUCUCAACAAAACAGAGCUUUAAAAAGGGACCUGUAAUGUAGCCUAUAAACAAUAAUCUAACUUGUACCUUGACCAUGUAGUGCCAAGUUUGCAGCUUGUAAAAUGAGGCAUCAACUCAUUUUAUCAGCUGUUCGAUGAACCUCUGAUCAGUACUGACCACUGCAGAUCCUUUUGGAGAUGCUAUGACCCAGUCUUCUAGCCAUCACAGUUUGCUCAUCUCAAAGUCGCUCAAACCCUCACGCUUACCUAUUUAUCCUGCUUCUAACACAUGAACUUCAUGAUGUCUCAUAGCUCUAUAAACACCAGACAUAUGAUAAACACAUUUAGGGUCCCUGUCCUACACCUGAUGCAGAGCGCCACGAAGCACCGACGCAAUAAUUUUCCCGUCCAGCACUGGCGCCCAGGGGUUUACAGCAGGGGUCGGCAAUGGGCGGGUCAGAACUGCACUUUUAAAAUAAGAUUACAAUGUGAAAGAUUAAUAUUAUAAAUCUAUAUACUUUAUAGUAUGCUUUAUUAUGGUUAGGCCUACUUGUAGGGGUGUAACGAGAUUCGAGAUUGGGUUCUCGAGAUGAGAUUUUAACACUAUUUUAAUUUUAUCUUUAAUACUGAAUUACAUGAAAAGUUUAAGCAGAAAGGCAAGGCAAGUUUAUUUAUAUAGCACAUUUCAACAACAAGGUAAUUCAAAGUGCUUUACAUAAAACAUAAAAGCAACAGGGAAAUAUAAAAAAAGUUUAAAAGCAUCAUAGGGAAAUUGAAAAAAAUACACAUUAAAACAAGUAAACACUUUAUUUCCUGCAUUCUUGAAUGUUAAGUUUUCUGAAUACUUAUAAAGAUCAAUGGCAUAGAACCGUUGCAGCCAGCACAAUAAAGAGAUUUACAAUAAAUGACCAGCAGGUGUCGCACUGCACCUCCGUCAGCUGUGAUCACCUGGAGCCACUGUGUUAAUUCUACAACAGCAACAUUCAUCCUACCUCAAAUGGUCUAGUUAGGCUUGGUUUUAUACUCGAGACUGCCUACAUUUGUACAGAUUCCUGAGUAAGAGAGAGGGGGUUUGGACCUUUGUAGCCAUAGAUUAGAGUCUGUAGCUUCUGUCGAUCUGUCCAAAAUAGCCUAGACGGCAGAUCCAAGCCAAUAAGACCAAAUAACCAUCAUAUUUUAAUAUCUUACUAUUGUACAGGUUUCAUCAAAUUUGCAAAUAAAACAACUGCUGUAUGGAAACGCAAUGAACAUUAAAAGCAAAUUAAAAGAAUAGAAUGUGAUUAAAUAUGACCUCCUCCGCUGUGUCAAAACAGCAGCCAGCUGUAGUUAGCUUAUUAACAUACAUGUUUACUCUCCUGUGAACACAUUGUCACUUAUACAUUUGUAUUUCACAGCGUGAGAAAAUUCAUGUUUGACUUGAUACAUGUGAAAAAUGUCAAUUGCGUGAGUCUCGCGAUACAAAUUUUUACCUGACGAGAAAUCUCGUCACGUUUUAAUCUCGUCACACCCCUACUUACUUUAUUAUAAUGAUCAGAUUUACAGAAUUGCAGUAAUGGCGACUGAAAGUGGUGAAUUAUUUGACCAAUCUUGGCCAAACAUAGGAAUUUAAAAAGACAAGCCAAGAGACGAAGUACAACCUUUUUGAAUGAUGCACCUGAGCCUUUAUUAUAGUAAAGACUUAUUUUAACACAAACCACAACAACUUUUUAAUUAUUCCUCCACUACGCCAUUUCAUCCACUGUCAUUCAUCACAACGACAAAUUCAUGUUAGUUUAAUCUUUUGGUGGAACGAAGAGAACGAGAAUAUUCAUGUCGGACUUGAUGUCGAGUAAAAAUGAACCAAAUUGUGCCUUUUGUUUCGUCCCAGGUGUGAAAAAGACUUUAGGCAGCUAGACAGGGUCAGGACUGAACUGCUGUGAAUGUUUAAUUGUUUGAUUGUUUAAAUAUUUUCUGUGUACUUAAUAUGUACGUAAAGAUAAAUGUAAUGUUACUUUUGUUUUGUUAUUUUAUUCAUCACUUUAUAUUUAUCACGGUGUCAAGAAGGAGCUGCCAGUUAGUAUUUAUGCUGAGAACAAACCGUAUGUAUCAUCAUUUAUUAAGAGCUGAAGCAGAGUCAGGAAGAGUUCAGUAUUUCUCUCUGGAUAUUAUGUACAGCAUUAUGUGUUUUUUACAAAUAUAUUUUCAUGUCUACAAAAAGGCUUUACAAUCAUUAACCCCUAUUUUUAUUUUGAGGGAAAUAAUUGACCCAACACCUGUUUUUGGAUUCUCAAAGUCUUUGAAGACAAAAUGAAUGUAAGCUCUUUAAAAAUCUGUUUCUAAUAAAAUGCAGUCAAUCUAUAAAAA
This is a messenger RNA of Micropterus salmoides (largemouth bass), 4360 nucleotides long. RefSeq names its product butyrophilin-like protein 1. NCBI's taxonomy places the organism in Eukaryota, Metazoa, Chordata, Actinopteri, Centrarchiformes, Centrarchidae. The record is from RefSeq and is a predicted model, not a curated record. The coding region runs from base 743 to 1690 and encodes 315 amino acids. The transcript is spliced from 8 exons.